Messenger RNA from Vanessa atalanta (red admiral), 1893 nucleotides. RefSeq lists its product as uncharacterized. Gene Ontology annotation, biological process: UDP biosynthetic process; CDP biosynthetic process. The transcript is spliced from 13 exons. Gene Ontology annotation, molecular function: UMP kinase activity; ATP binding. Bases 1 to 1893 code for a protein of 630 amino acids. Gene Ontology annotation, cellular component: nucleus; cytoplasm. The record is from RefSeq and is a predicted model, not a curated record. NCBI's taxonomy places the organism in Eukaryota, Metazoa, Arthropoda, Insecta, Lepidoptera, Nymphalidae.
AUGGGCAUCUGUUUAGACACUGAACAAAAUAAUGAAGAUUACGAGACGGGAGGCGAGCGCAGUCGCCGUGAGAGUGCGUGGCCGUCAACACCGUCCGGCGUUCCCUUCCCGAUGCAAAACUCCAGCCACGUCAAGUUCGAGCCGCCCAGUGUUCCUGUUAUAUUUGUCUUGGGAGGGCCGGGAAGUGGCAAGGUGACUCACUGCGACAACCUGAUGCAGGAGCGCCGUGGCAUGGUGCACAUAAACAUGACAGACUUGCUCCAGCAAUAUGCAAUUGGCAAUGAUAUGCAAGAUUUCGGGACGCUAUCGAGUAAAACGGUGACCGAAGUACUAAUGCUGGAGAUGAAGAUGGCGCCCACGGCCAAAACAUAUCUCGUAUCCGGGUAUCCAAGAUCUAUGAGGGACGUCGCCGAAUAUUCUGACAAGAUCCAGACAAUAAGUGGUGUGGUGCUCGUGAGCUGGAGACAGCGGGUGCUGGAGCGGCAGAUCGAGUACGGAGCGCGGCUGGGGCACGUCGUGCUCAGUCUGGCGCGAAUGGAACUAAGCAAUUUCUACAAGAACGUAAUGCCAGUUGCCGACUACUUCGACCAGAGCAACAUGCUGAUAGCGGUCAACGGCGAAAGAAAUCCUGAGGAGGUGUACAAGGAUUUCCGAGCUGCAGUUCUACAGAUUCUGGGUGCGGUGGAAGAGCAAGGCAUGAAUGGAGUCGGUGUUGGUGCUCGGGCUAUACCAGGUGAAAUCGUUGGCGUCGAGCCAGCACCGGCGAGAAUUCAUGAAGAUGACCCACUAAAAGCCCAAGAUGUAGACAUUGAAGACGAUUCCGUGCCAGUAACACAAAUGCCAAUAGUGCCUGCCGCUCCAGUGCCCGUGAUGCCAAUAUCGGUCGCUCAAUUACCUAUCGCUUCUGUACCUAAAGUUUUUCCAGUAAAUGGCAAUGUCGAAAGAGUUCUCAGUCCUAAGGCCGAGGUGAUACGAGUUCACGGCGUCACAACAACGCCACCAACAUUGUGGGUGGUGGGUGGUCCCGGCAGUAACAAAGCUACGUUGUGCGAACGCGCUGUGACUCAACGAAACGGUUGGACGCAUUUCAGCUUGGGGCAACGUCUCCGUGCUUUGGCUGAGGCUGGUGGCGGACCGGCAUCGGAUGGAGCUAUCGCUCGCACGGCCGUCAGUGCAGGGGAAUUAGUUCCACGAGACUUGAUCACCAAAAUGGUGACAGCUGCGGUCAGUGAUGCUGCACGCAGCGGACACGGCAUCGUACUAGACGGAUAUCCCCGAGACUUGGACCAGAUGGAAUCGUAUGAGAGAGAGUUCAAAGUGACCCCCCGUAUGGUGCUCUUGGAUUGCUCGAAACUCCAACUCGGUCGGGGUCGACGGGACGACUCAGUAGCUGCCUUCAGAAGACGUCUCGAAGUAUUCAGGGAACAGAGCUUACCGAUGCUAAAGAAUUUGGACCAACAGCAUCGACUCGUGAUCGUGGAUGGUGAUACAGACUCAUCGGACGUACAGCUUGAAUUCACGAGGGUUUUGGAGGAGGAGAUGGAGAAGGCUGAAGCCAUCGCAUCGAUACCACAACAGAACGCCAACCCACAGACACACCUACCGCAGAAUGGGAACGUCUCUGAUGGGACGACGAUACAACAAUUCGCGCAUACAGUGUCUCGGAUCGGAGCGGGAAUCGCCAACGGAGUCGCUCGGAACGGGUCGGUACAUAACGGAACAUUGCCAAACGGGACAGUCGGUAACGGGUUCAUUGGCAUGACUAAUAAUAAGGUAAAACCAAUGAUCAACAACAUCUCUAAGAUACCCACAGUCUCGCAAAUGACGCAGGACCAAGUGAGGAGACUUUACGAGCAGAGUUCUGGUGAAAUCACAAUGAACACACAUAUAUAG